AUGGCUCUCCCAGAAGGCGCAAUUAUCCGCCAUGCCGUCCGCGAAGAUGUCUCCACCAUCCUCCGCCUAAUCAACGAGCUCGCUGACUACGAAAAAGCCCUCUCCUCCGUCCAAGCCACCGAAGCCACCCUCCUCGAAACCCUCACCUUCGCCCUCAGCAUCACCAAUUCCCCGCACCCCGACCUCCUCUCCACCACCCCCGCCCGCCCUGCCGCCACGCUCCUCGCAUUCACCCCCGAGGGCGAGGUCGCUGGUAUGGCGCUGUACUUCUAUAAUUACUCUACCUGGCGCGCGCGUCCGGGCGUGUACCUCGAGGACUUGUAUGUGAUGCCUAUCGUGAGGGGGAAGGGGUACGGGAAGGCGCUGCUGGGGAAGGUGGCGGCGGAGGCGAGACGGGUGGGGGCGGGGAGGCUGGAGUGGUGCGUGUUGAAGUGGAAUACGCCUAGUAUUGAGUUUUAUGAGAGUGAUGCGGUGGGGGCGGUGAGGAUGGAUGACUGGGUUACGAUGAGGGUUGAGGGGGAGGGGUUGGAGAGGUUGGGGAGGGACGAGUAG
Molecule: messenger RNA, 552 nt
Organism: Pseudogymnoascus destructans
Lineage: Eukaryota; Fungi; Ascomycota; Leotiomycetes; Thelebolales; Thelebolaceae
Exons: 2
Coding region: 1-552 (183 amino acids)
Biological process (GO): protein acetylation
Molecular function (GO): N-acetyltransferase activity
Source: RefSeq, a predicted model, not a curated record